This is a messenger RNA of Thermothelomyces thermophilus ATCC 42464, 1149 nucleotides long. RefSeq lists its product as uncharacterized. The transcript has a single exon. The record is from RefSeq and is a predicted model, not a curated record. The coding region runs from base 1 to 1149 and encodes 382 amino acids. NCBI's taxonomy places the organism in Eukaryota, Fungi, Ascomycota, Sordariomycetes, Sordariales, Chaetomiaceae.
AUGCCACCCGAGCGAUUUGAAUUCUUCUUCGAUCUCCCGCCCGAGAUCCGCGAGCAGAUCCUGUCGUACCUCUGCCUCUUUCCCACGGGAAUCUGGGUCGGGGGUGGCGUCGGCGGCAAGAGCAUCGCCCUCAGCCCUGCCGCCGCUGCUCUGCUCAUGGGCAAAAUGCCCACAGGCCCGCAGCGUACUGCGACUAGGAAGUCCAGAAGCACGCACAACGGAAUUGGCGGUAACGUAGAUAUCAGUUGUGGUGGUGGUGGUGGUGAUAGCGGUGGUGGUGAUGAUGGUGCCUACGGCCUGGGAGACUGCAACGCAGACCCGCCCGUUAACCUCUUCCUGGCGUCUCCCAUCCUCUACCGCGAAGCCGGCGACCUGUACUACGGCCGCAACCUCUUCCACUUCGCCUUCUCCCUGUGCACCUGGGGCAGGAAAAAGCUACAGCAACAGCAAGGACAUGACCAGGACAAGGAGAAGGCGAAGAUGCAGCAGGAGCAGCAGCAGGGAGACCGGCCGAUCAGCGCCGCCGCCGCCGCCCGCAACGCCCCGCGCGACCCCUCGGGGGCGGCCCUGGCGCGGUUCCUGACACACGCGGACACAGUGCGCGCGCGGCGGCGGGUGCGCAGUGCCGUCGUCCACCUCGGGCGGCUUGGCGGCCUGGUAGAGGACCUAGUGGUGCCCGCGCUGGCGGACCUGGCGCUGACGGGCGCGCUGCGGCGGCUGGGCGUGCACAUCGGCGGCGAGCUCUUCCUGUGUGUGGGCCACCCCCCGGAAGCGCUGAGCCUCGUCGUCGAUCGCGAGGAACGCCCGCACCAGCAGCAGUUGCUGCAGCGGCGGCAGCAUCUAGGGGGCCGGGACGACCAAGAUGGCGCCCUGGCGGAGAACCCGGCACUGCGGGCGCUGCUGGUGCUGCUGGCGGAUCCAAGCCUGGAGAAGGCCGAGCUGCGCGUCCUGUGGCCGCACCGCGACCGGUUCUGGUGCAACUUCCAUCCCGGGGGCUGGUUGGACGAACGGGGCUGCCGCUGCGCCGUACCCGGGAGGCGCCUGAGCGGUCCAUACGAAGGCGCACUCGUCGAGAUGGAUAUUCCCAGGCUCGUGGACGCCUUUGCCGGUGACGCGGCGGCCGAGUUCAACAUCAAAAAGGUCGGGUGA